Molecule: messenger RNA, 2192 nt
Organism: Gryllus bimaculatus (two-spotted cricket)
Lineage: Eukaryota; Metazoa; Arthropoda; Insecta; Orthoptera; Gryllidae
Source: the annotation of a GenBank genome assembly
ACUUUUAUCGAAGCCAAUCGCUCUAAUAAAUAAUUACAUAUUCCAGUUUGCGAAGUUGGGACGUUGACGUCUCGACCUCUUUUUGGUGUUUGUCGUCGACGGUCACCAUAGCAACCUUCUUGAUAGGGAUACAAGCGCAACAGUCACGAACGGGUGGCCGUUCGCCAGCGUUGUUUUAGUUUACAGUUUUGGAAAGUGCUGUGCCGACUGGGUUUAAGAAGAAGGUGGUUUGCUAUUGCUUAAGAGAAAAGGAUGGCUAAUCUAGACAUUGAUCAACAUAUGAUGGAUAUAUUUGAUUUCAAAAGGCGUAUCGGCAAAGGGGCUUAUGGGAUUGUGUGGAAAGCAAUUGAUAGGCGGACAGGAGAAGUUGUGGCCGUAAAGAAGAUUUUUGAUGCUUUCAAGAACAAAACCGAUGCACAGAGGACGUACCGCGAGAUAAAGUUCUUACGGUCGUUUGGCAUUCAUCCCAAUAUUAUAAAAUUAAAGGACGUUCACAAAGCAAAUAACAACCUGGAUAUUUACCUUGUCUUCGACUAUAUGGGUACCAUUGUUUUUAUGUACAUAAACGUUUUGUUAUGUAUCAACUUCUGCAUGCCACGAAGUUUAUUCAUGCAGCAAAUGUUGUCCAUCGUGAUCAAAAGAUAUACUUACGGUAUUGACAUGUGGAGCCUUGGAUGUAUUUUGGCAGAAAUGCUUCUGGGAAGAGCUAUUUUUCCUGGAAGUUCAACUGUUGAUCAAGUAGAGCGAAUAUUAUCAGUCCUGGGUCCUCCCUCAAAUGAAGAAGAUAUCACGUCUGCAAUUCUUAUAUCAUCUGGAGUAGGUGUGGGAUUGCUUUCGAGAGCACCCCGUUCUCGGAUUCCCUUAAAAGAUGUGCUGAGGGGGCAUCCUGAGGAUGCAAUUGAUUUGGUCACCCGACUACUUGUUUUAAACCCAGAGAAGAGGUUGUCAGCUGCAGAAGCUCUGGGACAUGCUUACGUGCGAAAAUUUUUAGAAACGUGUCCUGUGUCUGUAAUUAGCGUUUCUCCUGAAUUAGAAGAUGACAGUCAUUGGUCUGUGGCCGAGUAUCGCACCAAUCUGUACAAAGAGCAAGGGAUUCCACGUGUACGUUCAUGCUUUCUGACAAAAUCUAACAGUCAGCUGCUACAAAAUGGUGUUCACAAUUCAAGAGGCAAAGUACCUUCACAGAGCAGCAAGAGGCAAUCUCCUGAUGCAGUCGCCAAGAAGCCUCCUGAUAUCAAGAGCAGUGAACGGAAAAACAGCGUGGUUCUUCCUCCUGUGGAAGCAACACAACAAACAGUUGAUCCAUCUCAGAAGCAGUGCCAUUGCAGGAAGAAUGGUUGUCAUAGGAACGGUACUCGCAGUGCACCUCAAAAGACUGCCGUUUCGAAUGCUGUCCCCCAAGGACCAAAACUUCACAAAUCACAUAAGCUUCCUGCAGCCAGAAUAUCUAACAUGGCUCCUCCUGGAUUUCUACCUCAAGCAACUUCCACACCACACAGAAAAUGGACUGGAGAAAAUCUAAAUAAGACCACUUCAGAGAGAGUAUUUAACUCUAAGACUUUUCCUGGAUUUAUAUAUGAAACACCUUCCAUUCCAUAUAGAUCCAUUAACAAAAGUUCUCAAAGAUAUUAUUCAGACUGUACAGUUCAUGAACUGACAUAUGUUUUACGUCGGUAAGUUCAUUCUGCUUAAAGAUAAAAAAACUAUUAAAGAGAUCUUGUGAAGUCUGAGCCUCUAAUAACAUCAAAUCAGCAAUUUUCAUUAACAUUCAGAGUUAAAAUUAUUUAAGCUUGUGAAGAUUUUCAUGGAUUUUUACUGCAUUUUCAUUCCUUGAUACUUAUGCCAAGUAUUUUUGUAUCUAUACAUACAUCGUGAAUUGUAUUUUAAUGAUAGCAGUAACUAAUAAUUAAUUAAUUAAUGUAAGGAAUGGGCAUUCCUUUUUAAUGGGUAUUCCUUCUGUACUGUAGUGUAAAACAUGAUUUAAAUAUUAUUGUCUAUUAUACUAUGUGCUGAAAUUUGUUGUGUGUAUUUUUACUCUAUCAUUCUAUUGUGUACUGUUCAUCCAUAUUUUAAUGCAAGUAAUGUAAUUCUUUCAUUUUAGCUGUAUAGUGUACUUUAUUGUACUUAUUUUUAAAUGGAUAUUGAAAGAUGAAUUUUUUUAUAAAAAGCAAAAUAAACAACAUUCAAACAUA